This is a messenger RNA of Etheostoma cragini (Arkansas darter), 3016 nucleotides long. Its product is annotated as solute carrier family 25 member 36-A-like. Bases 421 to 1356 code for a protein of 311 amino acids. The transcript is spliced from 7 exons. Gene Ontology annotation, molecular function: pyrimidine nucleotide transmembrane transporter activity. The record is from RefSeq and is a predicted model, not a curated record. Gene Ontology annotation, biological process: pyrimidine nucleotide import into mitochondrion. Lineage: Eukaryota; Metazoa; Chordata; Actinopteri; Perciformes; Percidae. Gene Ontology annotation, cellular component: mitochondrion.
ACGAUAAACAUUGCGACCUGACCUGCAGCACUUUCAGAGAGAGGCAAAGUGACUGAGGGCGAGUUUAGUCCACAGUCGUUAUUUCUGCAAAAUUGAAAUUGACUCACGAGCAUUAGAUGCCCACACUAUGGUGAAGCAUUACCCCGUUUCAGAAGGAAGACACGAAUGUCGCUCUUAAAUCGGCCUCUAACAUUGGAAAGCCGUUAGCUUUGGCAGCUACUGCAAAGCUAGCUAAGUUAGCUGUUACGUUACCUACGUAUUCUCGGUUUUUUUACCACACGCAACUGACCUCCACCACAACACAGGCGUACUGAGUUUAAUUUGUUUGCUAGGUUGGGGUCGUUAUUCUCCUGUGUCCUAACGUUCGCUCUCACUGUCCCCGCGUGGUGCCCCGUGGACGGUUCCCGAAUAUGAUACAUAAUGAGUCAAAGAGAUACCUUGGUUCAUCUGUUUGCUGGAGGAUGUGGGGGCACGGUAGGAGCCAUACUGACUUGUCCACUGGAAGUAGUGAAGACCCGUUUGCAGUCAUCCUCCAUCACCCUCUAUGUGUCUGAAGUUCACCUGAGUACUGUCAACGCGGCCGGUGUGGCCCGCGUGUCUCCGCCAGGCCCCCUUCACUGCCUCAAGUUGAUAUUGGAGAAAGAAGGGCCUCGUUCUCUCUUCAGGGGUUUGGGGCCAAACUUGGUGGGUGUGGCACCAUCCAGAGCAAUUUAUUUUGCUGCUUACUCCUCUGCCAAAGAGAAACUGAACGGUGUUCUGGAACCAGACUCCACGCAGGUUCACAUGCUGUCGGCUGGAAUGGCAGGUUUUACAGCCAUCACAGCAACCAAUCCAAUAUGGCUCAUAAAGACCCGUCUACAGCUAGAUGCUAGGAAUCGUGGCGAGCAAAGGAUGAGUGCAUUUCAGUGCAUGCGGCGGGUGUAUCAGACAGAUGGCCUGCGCGGCUUUUACAGGGGCAUGUCGGCAUCCUACGCCGGUAUCUCAGAGACUGUGAUCCACUUUGUGAUCUAUGAAAACAUCAAACGUCGCCUCUUAGAGGCCAAGGCGCCGCAGAACAUGGACGAGGAGGAAGAGACGUCCAAAGAUGCUUCCGACUUUAUCGGGAUGAUGCUUGCCGCUGCCACGUCCAAGACCUGUGCCACGUCUAUCGCUUAUCCCCAUGAAGUGAUCCGCACCAGGCUACGUGAGGAGGGCACCAAGUAUAACUCCUUUUUCCAGACUCUGACAACAGUGCCCAAAGAGGAGGGCUACCGCGCCCUGUACCGCGGCCUCACCACGCACCUGGUACGACAGAUCCCCAACACCGCCAUCAUGAUGUGCACCUACGAGUUGGUUGUCUACCUCCUAAGUGGUUAAAGUCUUGCCCCUCCCCCUCCCCCAAUGUAGACAGUAUCUGUAACCCUGCCCAUGUUCAGAGACGGAGAAAAGAGAAGGACAGCCAACCACACACACACCAGCCAGCACAUGAACCUGCUUGCCAGAAGAGGACCGAGACCGCAGCAUGACCUUUAUCUCAAUGGUGCGCAAGUGGUUGUGAAAAAAAAUAAGUUGGGAACAUUUUUGUUUUAUGACCAAAGGUUCUGGCACAGGGACGAGGAUUCAGAAGUUCCUCACACUGGUUUGGGGUUAUUGGGUUUAGCAAUGGAAAAGAAAUGGUUGUCCGAUGUUUACUUUUAUUCCAUCUUUUCCUCUUUUGUUUCUGGGAACUCCGAUUCAGAGUGAUGAAGAAAGAGCUAGAGUAUAUUCAGCCUCCAACAAUACUAAUAAUAAAAGACAAGUACAGUAAUUCCAGUUCUUACCACUUAGUAGAUAUAAGACACCCCCCCCCCCCACAGCAGUAGGCUUUUGCUGUCAUGCUGAUGGAAUAGUUUAAAAACAAUAUUUUAUUACUAUCAUGCGGUGUUCCCUGCAUCGAGUACCGUUAGAAGACCAGAAUACAAAGAUGACAGACUCUGAGGUGAGCCCAAGUAUCUGCUUCUGGUGGGGGGCUUCUAAGUUAGCAAAGAAGAAAAUUGUUGCUUGAGGCUGGUUGAGGUAGGAUUAAUAGAGGACAAGGGGUGACGUUGGGGAGGUAGGUGAAUGGGAGACAUGCCUUGCGUGAAGAUGUGAUGCAGACUGAGAUGGACAAUGGAUGUAGGAGGAGGAGGCGCUCUAGUUGACCAGUUACAAACAAGGCUUGUAGAGAUGUAGAGUCGUACACUGGUAUUAUGUGAUUACAGGUGCCGUUAAUGAGAACCUUUUGCACAUAUUGAACAUAGACUCACUCACCCAAACGUUGUCAGCAGUACCAAAUACUGGUCCCGAUAUCAUAAUAAAAUUGACAUGCAUUUACAGCAUUUUACACAAUAACUUCAUGGUUGAUAGCUGCUUGCUUAUAAUAAGUGAAGUCUACAUAUUCACAUGGAACUUUGAAACUGCUUACCUGUAUGUGAAAGAAGAGUGUUCACUAAGGUUAGAUGGCAGGUAAAAAGUCCCCAAACCACAAUAUAAUUACUGUUGUAACUACUGGAAUGUAAAAACUGGAGGAAUAACUUUACUGAAGGCAAAGAAAAUGAAAACACUGACCCAUGUUGUGAACUAAAAUAUGUAAAAUUAACAAAGCUAAACAAAUUGUUGUAUUGAUAGUUAUAAAAUGCCUACAUAACACCAUUGUGUUGAAUUUGUCUGCCCAGAAAUGGCACAAUGCAAACAUACAGGAGAACGGGUGUUUGCCUUUUUAGUUGUUACUUUUGCUUAAACGCCGAUUUUGUUCUUAUAGCACUUUUCAAUAUCUUUCUCUAGAAUCCCCCCCUCAGUUGGAGAAUCCAGGCUAGUUUUACAGGCGAGGACAAUCCUCUUAAGUUUACUCUGGAAACUUGUUUAGCCAGUUUGCGUGAAAAAGUGGCCUGAAAUAUGCUCUUCAUAAGCGCACAGUAAUUCAGUACAGACCAAUAGAAAAAAAGAACUGUAACCAUUUUGUUUCCCUCUCCUUAUUCAGUUGUUUUAGAAAAAAGUUGAACUGCAUUACAACCAGUUU